Molecule: messenger RNA, 887 nt
Organism: Nomascus leucogenys (northern white-cheeked gibbon)
Lineage: Eukaryota; Metazoa; Chordata; Mammalia; Primates; Hylobatidae
Gene: MRPS10
Product: mitochondrial ribosomal protein S10
Biological process (GO): translation
Cellular component (GO): mitochondrial small ribosomal subunit; mitochondrion; ribosome
Molecular function (GO): structural constituent of ribosome
Source: RefSeq, a predicted model, not a curated record
CCCGGAAGCAAUCCUGAGAGGUCGGGACCGGCAAGAUGGCGGCGCGGAUAGGCUUCUGGGCUGCGGGCUGGCGUCUCUGGCAGGGAUUGGGGAAUUUUUCUGUAAACACUUCUAAGGGCAAUACAGUCAAAAAUGGUGGCUUUCUUCUCAGUACCAAUAUGAAGUGGGUACAGUUUUCAAACCUACACGUUGAUGUUCCAAAGGAUUUGACCAAACCUGUGAUAACAAUCUCUGAUGAACCAGACACCUUAUAUAAGCGCCUGUCAGUUUUAGUGAAAAGUCAUGAUAAGGCUGUAUUGGACAGUUAUGAAUAUUUUGCUGUGCUUGCUGCUAAAGAACUUGGUAUCUCUAUUAAAGUACACGAACCUCCAAGGAAAACAGAGCGAUUUACUCUUCUCAAAUCAGUGCAUAUUUACAAGAAGCACAGAGUUCAGUAUGAAAUGAGAACACUUUACAGGUGUUUAGAGUUAGAACAUGUAACUGGAAGCACAGCAGAUGUCUACUUGGAAUAUAUUCAGCGAAACUUACCUGAAGGGGUUGCUAUGGAAGUAACAAAGACACAAUUAGAACAGUUACCAGAACACAUCAAAGAGCCAAUCUGGGAAACACUAUCAGAAGAAAAAGAAGAAAGCAAGUCAUAAAGCCUCAGGGAGGCCAUUUUUGCCUGAAUUUGAAAUGAGGGUGGGCCAGAUGAGUAUGUUUAAGUGGAGAGUGCUUCCAGCUGAGAUGAUUUGAGUCCGCCCUAACUGCUCCAUUGAGUUCUCCUGCCCUCAUCAGCUGAGAGCAGGGAAUGGAACUUUAAUGGAAGAACCACUUUUAUCUAUUCUUUUUAUACAGGUCAUUGUUUCAGUUCUGAUUUCAACAAACAUGAGCAAACCACUUUGACU